AUGUCUGUUAUCCAGCUUGACGAGCUCGUUUUAUACCAGCUGCGCACAAGCUACCUGAACGAAAUCACAGACGGAGUCGGCGAGCGCCUCCUCACAGUAAACGAGGGCUUCGUCAAUUCAGCCGCCUUCAAAGCUGCCGGAUGGCGGCCCAACUCGUCCCAUAUCAAGCGAACCCACUCCCCUCCGAUCCCGACCGCCAUCGCCUCUGAAUACUUCCAGGCCUCGAGGAACCAGGGAUACACACUGGAGGAUGGAGAGGAAGACGGGGGCAUGCUCACGGGCGGCGGCGCAGACACCGUUGGGCCCAGCAUGGCAGCGACGAGGAGGCGGAGGCGCAGGGAGCAGGAGGAGGUGGACAGCAGUGAUCUGAGCGACGAGAGUGAUGACGAGACGGACCAGCGAGCAGCGCAGCAGAUCAAGUUCGCCAAAAUGCCCGUCAGGAAUCGAUCCGGGUCAUCUCCGACGCAGGCCAGCAAUAUGAAGACGGCCCAAUCGCCCCGGUCUCGGCGUCGGGGGUCACAGUCGGCGCUUGAAGUUGUCAAGGAGAGGGCAAGGCGCGACACAGUGACGAGCAGCGAGAUAUCCUCAGACAAUGAGAUCGACACCCCCCAGAAGCAGCAGAGCCGAGGAGCAACACGGGCUGUGGCUAGGGCUGCGAGGUUCCAGGACAAGAUCCAGGAGGAACCUCCAGCGGGCCUCAGGAUGGCUGGUACCACAUUAGAUGAGGACGAUGACGAUGACUCCGAUGACGGUUCUGAUCUGUCUGACAAUUAUGUUGGGAGUAUCGACUCCGUCUCAAUUCUCGAUGUGGCCGAGGUGCCUGUCCCGAUCAAUGCCUCGCCCACUCAGCAAGUUGUUGGCACGCCGCCCAAGAACCUCACUCGGCAGUCUACUGUUCGGAAAUCGCGGCCACCUGUGAAGGUCAUGCUUGAGGCUCUUCCCCCGCCACGUCCGAUGAGCACUAUCCGGCCCCCAAGCAUGGCUCAGCCCAGAAGUUUGUUAUCGGCUGCACUCAAGGCAAAGGAACACAAAUCAGUUCCCUUCCAAAAGUUCGCCCACUACAAUGGCCAGGGCACGCAGGGUUCGAUCGCAGUCCGGAUAUAUCCUGCUUUCUCAAAGAAGCCCGGGAAGCCAUUUGAGCUGCUCAUCCAGCCUCGUGUCCAUGACGGCCAGGGUACUGAACGGCCAGUGACUGUCGCUGACUUGAUUGGCCUGAGUCUUUACCGAUACAAUACGGAUAAAAAGGAACCACCGCUGCCGUCAGACAAGCUGAACAUUAACUGGUGGACGCUGAGGAUGGUCGAGGACGGAGAAGUGGAUGAUGACUUUCCACCGUUUGAAAGAACCAAAGCACUCAAUUCAUUCACCACAGUCAACAAUGCUAACCAGAGAGGCGGUGGACGGGGGCGAUCUAACUCGACAGCGUAUGAUGAAUUCGCUUUGGUAGAAGCCUCGAAGGACGAAUACGAGGAUAAUAAAGAGCUCACACCACAGGAAGAAACCGAGGAGCGUCCAGUGCAGGAGGAGGCUCCCGAACCCGCCAUCCCCGAAGAGCCUGUCCAGAAGCCUGGAUCUCUGGCGCAUAGCUCAAGCAAUAACCACCUGUCGGCGGAGCAAUACCGUCCGCGACAGAAUCCCAUCAUCACAACUACCUACCGUACAAAUACGCCUUUGGCAGACAUGCCACAAGCACCUGCUACGACGAACAGCACUGCACGUGGUCCGAGGAAGCUUCUGAGAAUUUCCAUCAUGUCCUCGGAUGUUGCCCCAGGCCAGAUGGUGACGGUUGAUGUCACAACAGAUACAUAUCUCGUCCAAGUCCUGGAAACUGUCUGCACAAAACGGCAACUGGAGAAGGCCAAUCACGUCCUGAAGCUUCCCGGCUCUGGGGUCGUCGUCAUGCUUGACCGGCCCGUUUCCUCGAUCGGAAAUGUGUCAGACCUGGAACUACACCGACGCCGUUUCGCAACCGACGGUCCCCUGACGAUGUCGGGAUCACCGGGCAGCACCUCGCCCAAGGCGGCGCUGGCCGAGGUCUACGGGCAGAAGAAGUCCAAGAAGACCCAGAUGCUGGGUCCGCACCCGCUGGCUCGGGAGAUUGCGAAGCAGGACGAGCUGCGCAGCGCGACCUACAAGAAGUACACGGUGUGGCGCAAGCAGCCCAUGCGGAUCGUCGGCAUGAGCGAGCGGAUCCUCGUCAUCGACGGGGAGUACAUCCACAUUGUGCCGGCGUCUGGCGGCAAGGCCCUGCGAGACGGCGGCGGCAAGACGACGACGGUUCAUUUCCGCAGCGUGGUCGGGUGCAAGGUGCUUCGCAAGCACCCCACGAAUGUUCAGGCAAGUCCAAUGCUGAUCAUAUACAAAACCACGGAGCUUAAGCGGUACGACUUCGAGACCCGCGGCGUAGAUGAGGCGGCCGAGAUUGUAACCGAGCUGAAACGCGGUGUUGCCCUCUACCAUGACAUUUGA
This is a messenger RNA of Clonostachys rhizophaga, 2469 nucleotides long. The record is from the annotation of a GenBank genome assembly. NCBI's taxonomy places the organism in Eukaryota, Fungi, Ascomycota, Sordariomycetes, Hypocreales, Bionectriaceae.